AUUAGAUAUUUAUUUGAAGAAAGUAACACACAAGUCCCCACUCUCUGGCAAAAAUACAUGCAUAUCCUGAAUGGUUUAAUAUCAAAGGAAACCAUCACAUGAACUGAUGGCUGCUCAUCUGACACACCAGCCAGAUGUCAGAGACUUUGUCUUCUUGUAAAAUGUUAUGUGUGAUCUCUCACAAACAUCUGGCAGCAGUUAGGAAAGACUGAGUCAGUUUAGAAGGUUUUAAGAAGGGUUCAUAUUGCACUGGGGGGCGAGUGUUGUUUGGUCUCUUUUGUCAUCACGUAUGUCACAUGUCGAGGUUUUUUGGGAUGGAAUUGGGUCGAAUCUAGUUGAAUUAUAAAUUAAAUUGAACACUGGAGCGGAUGUUCUUUGUUAUGAAAAUGUCUCUGAAGUGAAAUGAGAGACGCUGGUAGAAGUGGAGCUGAUUGUAUGUCUUAUUUAUGUGAAUGUGCAAAGUAAGUCAAAUAGAUGUAGUGAAAAAAAGUACAAAGGAAAACAGGGUGUAAAACGUAAGUAAAGGAAAUACUAAAGUAAAGUACAAAGUAAACUUUUACUUUGGUAAAUACACAUUCCACCAUCCUGUCAUGAGAGGAAAAAGAAGAGACGAAACAAAUGUGGUGUAAAUUGUAGAGAAAUGUAAACUUUUAAUAUCACACUUUUUGAAAAAGUUAAUAUUUGUAUGUGGCAGUUGAGUAAAUGACUGCACAUUAUCUAAACAAUAAAAUAAGAAGAAUUAAUCCAAUUUCCCUUCAUGUGACUUGUUUGAAUUUAGUGAGGGACGGGAGGUGGGACUGAGGAGGAGGUGGGACUGAGAGGGAGGAGGAAGAGGAGGAGGGGGAGGAAGGUGGAUGGAGGUCUGGCUCUUUCCUCGCUCACUGCAGCAGCAAACAAAGAGGGAGAUGGAAAAGUCCCUGUGCACGUUGGCUGCAGUGGUUUUUCUGGGUGGAUUUUUAGACGCAGCGCCUAGAAACGAUUCAACAGCCGAGAUGAGUUCAUUAUUGAACAACACGCGCGCGGUGGAGUCUGUCUCUGCGCAGCCGCAGGAACGCGCCGCAGACCGACCGAGGACGAAGUUGUCCACCAGAGACAAACAGAACACCAAAAACAUCAGCCGAGACAGUGAAGGGAAAAAAAAGAAGAAAAAAGAAGAAGAUGACAGCAAGACAGAAAAUACCAGAACACAGCCGGACUGCCCCCCUCUCGGCCUGGAGUCCAUGCGGGUCGACGACAGCCAGAUCCGGGCUUCUUCCUACCAGCGCACGGGUCUGGGUCCUCACAGGGGGAGGCUGAAUAUCCAGUCUGGCAUCACGGACGGCGACCAGUAUGACGGAGCCUGGUGUGCUCAGUAUAAGGACCGGCACCAGUGGCUGGAGGUGGAUGCCAACCACCUCACCCUGUUCACCGGAGUCAUCCUGCAGGGCCGAAACUCCAUCUGGAGUUGGGACUGGGUCCACACCUACAAAGUCCAGCUGAGCAACGACUCCGUGAGCUGGCAGACCUGCAUGAACGGGACAGAAGAAGCGAUAUUUGAAGGAAACCAGAAUCCAGAGAACCCGGUGCUCGGACUCCUUCCCGUUCCCACCGCCGCCCGCUUCAUCCGCAUCAACCCUCAGACCUGGUACGUCAACGGCACCGUGUGCCUCAGGGCCGAGAUACUCGGCUGUCGAGUCGACGGUCCAACGGACGGUUUCUACUCUGAGGAAGAACCGGGAUCGAAGGACGCUCUGGACUUCAGACAGCACAACUACAAAGAGAUGAGGAAGCUCAUGAAGUCUGUGACGGAGGCGUGUCCGGACAUCACCCGCAUCUACACCAUCGGGAAGAGCUACCUGGGCCUCAAACUGUACGUCAUGGAGAUCUCGGAUAACCCCGGCAAACACGAACUAGGGGAGCCUGAGUUUCGCUACGUGGCCGGGAUGCACGGGAACGAGGCUCUGGGCCGAGAGCUCGUCCUCAACCUCAUGCAGUACUUGUGCAGAGAAUACAAGAAGGGCAACCGGCGCAUCGUUCGGCUGGUGACCGAGACUCGGAUCCACCUCCUGCCCUCCAUGAACCCCGAUGGAUACGAAGCGGCUUAUGAGAAGGGCUCUGAGCUGGCCGGCUGGGCCGAGGGACGAUACAACUAUGAAGGAAUCGACCUGAAUCACAACUUCCCAGACCUGAACAACCUCAUGUGGGACACCCAAGAGAUGGCGGCAGAUAAAUCUAAAGUCCCCAACCACUACAUCCCCAUCCCAGAGUACUACACUCAAGAAGACGCCAUGGUUGCACCAGUGACGCGAGCCGUCAUCAACUGGAUGCAGGAGAUCCCCUUCGUGCUGAGUGCAAACCUCCACGGGGGAGAGCUGGUGGUCACGUACCCCUACGACUGCACCCGGGACUGGGCCCCCCAGGAGGACACGCCCACGGCGGACAACGCUUUCUUCCGCUGGCUGGCCACCGUCUACGCCUCCACUCACCUGGUGAUGUCCAACCCCAACCGCCGCAUCUGCCACUACGAGGACUUCCAGGCACACAACAACAUCAUCAACGGCGGCGCCUGGCACACCGUCCCCGGCAGUAUGAAUGACUUCAGUUACCUGCACAACAACUGCUUCGAGGUGACAGUGGAGCUGUCCUGUGACAAGUUCCCUCACGUCAGCGAGCUUCCCAUCGAGUGGGAGAACAACAAGGAGUCCCUGCUGGUGUACAUGGAGCAGGUUCACAGAGGCAUCAAGGGUGUGGUCAGGGACAAGCUGAGCAAACAGGGAAUAGAAGAUGCCGUCAUCAGGGUGGAGGACCACGAGCACGACAUCCGAUCGGCGGCCGACGGCGACUACUGGCGUCUACUGAACCCGGGGGACUACAAAGUGAUGGUUUGGGCCCAGGGCUAUUACCCGUCCAUGCGUCGGUGCCGCGUCGGAGUGGAGCCACACGCCACCAUCUGUGACUUCGGCCUGACCAAAACGCCCACUCAGAGGCUGAAUGAGAUCCGGACCAAAGGAGGGAAGAUUCCCCAGGACCUGCAGCUGCGUCUUCGCACUCUGAGGCUCCGCAUGCUUCGCGCCAGCACCAAGGCCCUCAACCAGCGCAGGCACAGGAGGGCCCGGUCCCCCGGAGGCCAGAGAGAAUUCAGCUCGAGGCGCUAAAGAAGCCUCAGAGAUGAGCUGGAUUCAGGAAGUUCAGUUUAAACGGAGAAAAGUCUCUGGGAAUAGCGACAUGUUGCUACUAGAGAGGAUAUAGCAUUAAAAAGGGCCAAUUUACUAAAAUAUCUAUUUUUUUCUGCGUAGCCCAAAGAUAUAUAUUAAUAUCAGCCCCUGAGAUUUGUAUGUGCUCACCACAACUUUAAUUAUUGAAGAAAAACACGGGAACGUAUUAAUUUGGGCGUACUGGCCCUUUAAGGCAGAUUAAACCACAACCGUCACAAAAACUCUUAAAGACAUUGACGGCAUGUUUAAAAAGCAGGUUUUUAUACAACAACAAAAAAAGACACAAACUUUAGAAUAACUUCUAAAAAAGGUACAGAAACGUUUUGAAGGACUAUGGACAUCUUCACAUUUAUCGACAGGCAUCAUCUAAUGUUAAAGUUACAAUUCACUUCUUUUUUUUGUACAUGAAGUGUUCCGACAUCAUCGCUGAUGAUGCUGUGACGGUGUUUGUUGACGACUGAGUGCGAGUGUCAGCUGGUCUGAUGUGUGACAUCUUUUUUUUUUUUGAAUAACAGUGCGUCUGUUUUUGUUUGUUUGACUUGAGUCCAACAGGACCAAAAAUAAAUCUCAAAUAAAUGA
Messenger RNA from Pseudoliparis swirei, 3773 nucleotides. It is a transcript of the gene cpxm1a, whose product is annotated as carboxypeptidase X (M14 family), member 1a. Lineage: Eukaryota; Metazoa; Chordata; Actinopteri; Perciformes; Liparidae. Gene Ontology annotation, biological process: proteolysis. The record is from RefSeq and is a predicted model, not a curated record. Gene Ontology annotation, molecular function: metallocarboxypeptidase activity; zinc ion binding.